AUUUCUUUUAAUAUUCUUUAUUAUUUAGUUCAAACAAUUUUCUUAUUCCUUUUGUCAUUGGUAUUAUUAUUCUGCUUAUGACUAGACGAUGUGUUAUACGUAGAAAUGAAUUCACAUUAGUCGUUUUGUAAAAUUUAAAAAUCUAUAAUUGAACUUAAGUGUAGAAUCGCUGACGUUAGUGACGUUAUUCGCGGAUUCGUGGUUCGCUAGAACACUUCUUGUGACACGUAAUGUUGAAGAUUAUUACUCUCGUGUUGUUUUCUAUAAUUGUUUAUAGCUAAAGUUUACAGGUUAUAUGUGUUGGUUUGAUAAAAACGACGUAGCAACUGCGAAUUGCAUCAGUGUAUACAAGAAUAUUUCAAUCCAAUUGAUAAGUGAACCAAGUACUUAAGAUUAAACAUAACGUUUCCUGUUUCAACAUACGAAAUGUUCUUAUAUAGACAAGCUAACGUCACAGCAUGAUUAAGUUUCAUCCUAAGUUAUUAUUAGAUCAAUUAAAAAUCAGUGAUUCAAACAGUGAUCAAUAUUGAGUAAUAUUCUAUUUCAGACCUAUUCACAAUGGUGUUACUUUACUUUUAUUACCUCAAUAUAAAUAUGUAGAAAAUUUAUGUUAGCACAAUCAACAAAUAUGUUUUAUUAAAAAAUUUGUUGAUAGAUGUAUACUUAGUUAUAAAAAAAUAAAAGUACAUUUAUAAACAUGUAUAGCACAGCAUAAUGACAGAAAUGCAAAAUCCAUUCUCACAGCAGUUUGUUGAAGAAAUCAAUUACAAUGAAAUUCAGAUAGAAGAAAUUGUUGGUAAAGGAUCGUUUGGAGUGGUAUGGAAAGGUUUAUGGAAAGGCAAACCAGUGGCAGUGAAACAUAUACAUUCAGAUGAUGAGAGAAAAGCAUUUGCUACAGAAGUACGUCAAUUGUCUAGGAUAAACCACCCUAAUAUUGUCAAACUUUAUGGAGCUUGUACUAAGAAUCCUGUUUGCCUUAUUAUGGAGUAUGCAGAAGGUGGUUCUCUGUACAAUGUAUUGCACUCUAAUUUACAAACACAAUAUACAACUGGCCAUGCCAUAAGCUGGGCACUUCAGUGUGCCAAAGGAGUAGCAUACUUACAUAGCAUCAGUGUUGUUCACCGAGAUUUAAAACCACCUAAUCUAUUGUUGAUUUUUGGAGGUCAAAUGUUGAAAAUUUGUGAUUUUGGUACCGCAUGUGAUCUGAAUACUUAUAUGACAAAUAACAAAGGUUCUGCAGCAUGGAUGGCUCCUGAAGUAUUUGAAGGAAAUGCUUAUACAGAAAAAUGUGAUAUAUUCAGUUGGGGAAUUAUACUCUGGGAAAUACUAUCAAGAAAGAAGCCUUUCGAUGACAUUGGAGGAUCAGCUUUUAGGAUUAUGUGGGCAGUUCAUGGAGGACAAAGACCUCCUCUCUUUCAGACCUGUCCACAAUUAAUAGAAGAUCUGAUACUAAGGUGUUGGAAUCGAGUUCCUAAUCUACGACCUUCAAUGGAGAACAUUGUAAAAAUUAUGACAUAUUUGUUAGAGUUUUUUAGUGAACACUCUCAGCCGAUUAAAUAUUCCUUUGAUUAUAGUACUGACAGUGAAAAUUGUGAUAUUAAUAAUUAUGAAGAUAGCUCAUCUGCAUCUGAAAUUACAUGUUCGAGUGUCUCAAAAUAUUCACAAUCUAAUAUGUACACAAACAACAUUAGUAAUCCCUGUAAAGAUGAUUCAUAUAAGACAAUGCGAGACAUUUCGAACGUUGCUUUAAAUAGCAUUGCAAAAGACUGGUCAGAUCCAAAAGUUUGGCCUUCAUGUAUGGAAUCAGACCAGAGUAAUUAUGAAUACCAAACACAUUUAAGGCUUUCUCAAAGCAUUAAUGAUUUAGCCCCUGUCCAUAAUAAUCUUAAUGAAACAAAAAGUCUUAUUAAUAGCUUGGGCACAUCAAACUCAGACAAUUUUACUGAUUCAAUUGAUAAUACUUUGAUACCUGUCAAACCUGAUUAUCAUUGUUCUACAUCAUUAAAAAUCUUUGAAGAACACAAUUUGUUGAUAAAAGAAUAUCUUGCAAUGCAGCACAAAAAGAAAAUUUUACUUCAGCAUAGGGAGCAAUUAUUCACCAACUCUAAAGCAAAGAGUAGCAUUAAUAAGAGGAAGAUUCAAAAGUUACGAGAUGAAAAAGUUGCGCUAGUCACACUGUAUAGAAAUCUAAAAAAACAAUUGGAAUUGAUAACGAUUCAACCAGCUUUUGUUACUAAUAAAGAUGGCUGGGUUCUGAUAACAAAGAAACAUAAUUCUUUUUCAUAGAGAUUUUCAUAGACUAGGAUACUCAUGAUUUUGUAAUCGCGAACAUUUAAAUUAGGUACUAAUGUUUUAAGCAGAAAAUCAAAUUAAUCACUAUUGUAAAUAAUUAAUACAACUUGAAACGAUAUUUAAAUUUGAAAUAAUUUCUUUUGUUAAAACGUAAUAAAUUCAAUAGUAACCAGUAGACUAUUAAUUACUUUUCUGAUAAUAGAAUUCACGCUUAAAAUCAUGUUUUUAUUUAUCUAUUAUUACUAAUGUAAUAUACCUUUUUGACAAAACGAAUACGACACAUACGCUGUGUCUAUUCAUCUGUUUUAAAUUUAAAUUAUUAGAGAUUCGUUUACAAAGUGUGGAGUGUAUAUUUGUAUUACACAUAAUAUACAAUGUAAAUUAUCACUCCGAUUUUCAAUCAAAUAAUAUUUUAGUAAAUCGUGCUAGAUUUUUAGUGUUAAUAAAAUGUUAACUAAUGCUGUUCUACUCAAGUUUUCAAAUGUACAUAAUGUUUGUAAAUACGGAGUUAAGAUGAUGGCGACAUUGAAUAAAAUUUUA
Molecule: messenger RNA, 2832 nt
Organism: Phymastichus coffea
Lineage: Eukaryota; Metazoa; Arthropoda; Insecta; Hymenoptera; Eulophidae
Product: mitogen-activated protein kinase kinase kinase 7-like
Exons: 2
Coding region: 715-2286 (523 amino acids)
Biological process (GO): JNK cascade; positive regulation of canonical NF-kappaB signal transduction; protein phosphorylation
Molecular function (GO): magnesium ion binding; MAP kinase kinase kinase activity; ATP binding
Source: RefSeq, a predicted model, not a curated record